Molecule: messenger RNA, 1266 nt
Organism: Recurvomyces mirabilis
Lineage: Eukaryota; Fungi; Ascomycota; Dothideomycetes; Mycosphaerellales; Teratosphaeriaceae
Gene: CYS3
Product: cystathionine gamma-lyase cys3
Exons: 1
Coding region: 1-1266 (421 amino acids)
Biological process (GO): transsulfuration
Cellular component (GO): cytoplasm
Molecular function (GO): carbon-sulfur lyase activity; pyridoxal phosphate binding
Source: RefSeq, a predicted model, not a curated record
AUGGUCACCGACCAUGCACCUAUCGAGACGCCCCCUCGAGCUCCGUCUCCAGUGCACGGCUUUGGCACCCUCGCGGUACAUGUAGGCUCCGACCAUGACCCUACCACUGGAGCUGUUAUCGCGCCCAUCUCGCUCAGUACAACCUUCGCGCAGAGCGCCGUAGGACAACCUAUUGGAGCCUUCGAGUACGCAAGGUCGUCCAAUCCGAAUCGAGAGAAUCUCGAGAAAUGCAUAGCAUCACUGGAAAAAGCGAAAUAUGCUCUGGCAUUUUCAUCUGGCUCUGCAACCACUGCGAUUAUCCUCCAGAGUCUUGCGGCGGGUAGCCAUGUCGUUUCGGUCUCAGAUGUGUAUGGUGGCACCCACCGAUACUUCACUCAGGUCGCGUCUGCACAUGGCGUGCGAGUGACGUUCACACCUUCCAUCGAAGUCGACAUCGAGGAACUCAUCAUGCCGGAAACAAAGCUCAUCUGGAUCGAAACACCAUCAAACCCCACAUUAUCACUAGUCGACAUUCGAGCAGUGGCGAACAUCGCUCACCGCUCGGGAAUCAUGGUCGUAGUCGACAACACCUUCCUCUCACCCUACAUCCAGAAUCCACUGGAGCAUGGUGCCGACCUGUGCGUUCACAGCGUCACGAAGUACAUCAAUGGCCAUAGUGACGUAAUCAUGGGCGCAACAGCUUUCAAUUCAGACGCACUGUACGAGCGCCUGAAGUUCUUGCAAAAUGCCAUCGGAGCAGUGCCUUCAGCCUUCGACUGCUGGCUUGCACAUCGUGGUGUCAAGACCUUACAUCUGCGCGCACGACAAGCCAGUCAGAAUGCUUCUAUGGUUGCUCACGCGCUGGAGGAGUCGAUCCAUGUCAUCGCGGUCAACUACCCGGGAUCCAACUCGCACAAGCAGCGGAAGAUCGCAAUCAAGCAGCACCGAGAUGGUUUGGGAGGUGGAAUGCUCUCCUUCCGCAUCAAGGGUGGGAAGCCAGCAGCGGAGCGCUUCUGCCAAGCAACGCAGAUCUUCACUCUGGCGGAGAGUUUAGGCGGAGUGGAGAGUCUGGUCGAGGUACCGGCUAGCAUGACGCAUAUGGGCAUUCCCAAGGAACAACGAGAGGCUGCUGGUGUCUUUGAUGAUCUAGUACGGCUGUCUUGUGGCGUGGAAGAUGGUGUCGAUCUGGUUGCAGAUAUCCGUCAAGCGCUGGAGAAGGUCGUGGUUGCCACCAAGGUCACGAAUGGGCUGGCUAAUGGUAAUGGGCAUCCCAUGAGCAAUGUCUAG